AUGGAAACGCCUACACCCCCAUCACAUACAGCCCAGUAUACAAAUACAAGUAGUUUGGAUAGGUUCGCCUUCUAUCCGAAUACUGCAAUUCCACGUUUUAUAAAAAGAUUAACUGACAUAGAUUUGGAAAGGUGCGCUGAUGAGUGUCUGCAACAAGAAGCAUUCCUGUGCAGAUCAUUUGAUUUCUCUGGAACUGUAUGCUUUUUGAGCAAGGAUAAUUCGGCAUCUCUACCACUUGCUACAUACGUAGAUUAUGAUUAUUACGAAAGAAUUGAUAUAGGACCAGUUUCAUCCUUUGAGAUUGUGCCAAACUCUAAGUUGCCUUAUCAGAACGUCGAAGUACAUCUCAACAUUAUGUUAGAAAUAUGUGCGGAGCUUUGCACUGCCUCAACCUCAUUUUACUGUGCUUCCUUUGAGUUUAAUCGGUUUACCUAUCAAUGUUCCUUAAGCAAUGUUAGCCGUCAGACAGCAAAUCCACCAAUUCGCAGUAAUUAUCCGAACAACCCUUAUGAUUACUACGAACGAAAAACAAUUGGUACUAAGGAUCCAAAGAUUUUCUGUCCUUCAAGUGAUUCGAUUUUUACAACAUCAAAUGUGAACUAUGCUGCACCAACAACUGAUAAUAGUAACCACCCUCCUUCAAUCACAUGUGAUCCUCCAUCUGGGUCUUUAUUUCCUGAUGGUGUAAGUAGUGUUGAGUGUACUGCGAGUGACCAAUUCAACAAAACCGCGUCCUGCAAUUUUAAUAUAACAGUCGAUACUAUAGAUCCGAAGAUUAGGUGUUCUUCGAGUGCUUUGAUUUGGUCAACAUCAACUGUGAACUACAAAGACCCCAUAGCUACUGAUGGUAAUAACCCUCUUCCAUUAGUCACGUGUUAUCCUCCAUCCGGGUAUCUAUUUCCAGACGAUGUAAGUACUGUUGAGUGUAACUCCAGUGAUCAAGCUAACAACUCCGCAUCCUGUAGAUUUAAUAUUACAGUCGAUACUAUACAUCCCAAGAUUGACUGCCCUUCGAGUGAUUCGAUUUGGUCAACAUCAACUGUGAACUACAAUGAACCCAUAGCUACUGAUGGUAAUAACCCUCCUCCAUCAGUCACGUGUUAUCCUCCGUCCAUGUCUCUAUUUCCUGAGGGUGUAAGUACUGUUGAGUGUACCUCCAGUGACCAAGCCAACAACACCGCGUCCUGUAGUUUUAAUAUUACAGUCGAUACUACUCCACCAAGCAUCACGUGUCCAAAAGAUAUUGUAACUGAGCAUCCUUCACCGAAUUGGAAAGAACCCGUACCGACAGAUGAAUUCGGGGUCAAGACGACGGAGUGCAAUUCACAGCCAAAUACAAUCUACCAGGUUGGAUCUGCAAACUUAAUCACAUGCAAGGCAGAGGACUAUGCACAAAACACAAACGAUUGCUCAUUUCUUAUACUUAUAGAAACUGAUCUCACUGAAGAAAUCGCAAACAUUACUUUAGAUGUUACUGUAAAUAAUGUUGAUGUUGUUGCUAGCCAACUAGACAAUAUUACAGAAAGUGCUGAAGUUUUGAAGCCUGCCGACGUUGUAGAAGUUUCUAAUGGGUUAACAGACAUCGUAGCUAUAAACUCUACUAACAAAAAUGUUACGGAAGCUGUCAUCGACACAAUUGAUAAUCUGUUUGAAUAUUUAGACGAUAACAACACUGCUCUCAUUGAAGCCUCUGCAGUAAUUCUUGGAUCUCUUGAACAGCAAGUUGGCACAGCUGCUAGUGAUGGUCAGAAUUUCACGGACCAUGCCGAGAACUUUGCCGUCCAAACUAGUAGUUUCAGUUCGGAGGCGCUGUCUUCAGAUGUCCUUUUCUCUGUUAAUCAGAAUACGAUGCAGACAAACGCUUGCUUUAAUGACUGCCAAAAGAAGUCAGAUUUAUCGAUUAAGUUACCAAAGAACAUUUUAAAGGGGCUGAAUGGGACACAAGUAAACGUUAGCUUCGUUGUGUUUAACAGCGACGCCCUCUUUCCAUCAAAAACUGUAAAAUUAUCUAACAGGCUUACAUCUGGUGUGGUUCUCGCGGCAACUAUCUAUGACGAAAGUUUACCGAAAGUAUUUGAUGACCCCGUUGAACUUGUCUUCAGUGUUCCAACGAAUCUAUCAGCGGAAAAUGCGAGCUGUGUAUUUUGGAGUGAAACUCUACGUGAUUGGUCAAAUGUUGGUUGCAUUAGCCAUACAGUCGAAGAAGAUAAGAUAACGUGCCAAUGUAAACACUUGACUAACUUUGCUGUUCUUAUGUUUCCGCAGACGAACGAACCAAGCCCUGUUAAGACUUUUUUAGACGUGGUGACGAUCAUCGGCUGUAGCACAUCUAUAAUCUGUCUUAUUAUUACAUUGGUUACCAUUCUGAGUGCAAAAAACAUCAGAAGUCGUCAACCACAAAAGAUAAUGAUCAAUUUGUGUAUAUCACUGUUAUGCUUGUACAUCUUGUUCAUAUUGGGCGUGGACCAUGCUAAGCCUGGAAACAGAGGGUGUACAGCCGUAGCGGUUCUUGUGCAUUACUUCCUUUUAACAUCGGCAUCGUGGACGUUAGUGGAGGCCAUCAAUAUGUAUUUCUUAUUUAUUAAAGUCUUCAAUCUGCCCGGCAGGAAGUUCAUAUGGAUAGCUGCAUGCCUGGCCUGGGGUGCGCCGUUGUUAUUGGUUAUUGUGUUGUCAAUAGCAUCAUCAGAUUUAUACAUCAACGAAACGUACUGCUACAUUAACAGUUCCAAAGGGAAACUUCUCUUGGCUUUUGUGAUUUUACCAUUCAGUGUAAUCAUCUUCUGCAACAUCGUCAUCUUUGUAAUGGUCAUCAGGAAGCUAUUUCUACAGGAAUCAGUUCCAGGAAAGAUUGCCGCCAAAUCUGGCAAUGAUAAAAAGAAGCGCGUUCUAAACGCUAUAGCUAUUUCAAGCCUGCUAGGCCUUACAUGGAUUUUUGGAUUCUUGGCGUUUGAACACGCAGCACAGCUACCGUUUCUGGUUCUUUUCUGUGUCUUCAACUCGUUCCAAGGAGCUGCUAUUUUCUAUUUAUUCUGCUUCAGACAAAAGGAAUGUAAAGAUAUCUGGCGCUCGUGGUUUAGAGGAUUGACAAAUAAAAUGUCAAAUACUCUGCGAAGAAUGUCAGUACAGGACACUUCAUUGUUCACCGUUACUGAUUUAUCAAGCUCGCAAAAAGCAGAAACUCCUGCAAGCAUUUCGCUUUCAGUGAUUCACACUUAAAAUAAUACAAUGUCCAGAAUAAUUCAGUAACAUUGUAGAUUAGGCCUUUACAAAACUUUUCACAGAUUGUUUACAACUUUGUUGCUUGUUAUUCUUUGUAGUUUAAAUUAUCAUUUGCUUCUAAACAGAACAAGUACCCGAAAAUACGGCACAAAAAACUAUAACGAUUGAUCUAGAAAAACUACAUAAGGUUUUCUGGUCUCAGGAUUUCUUUCUGACAGAAAUUCUAAGAAAGUGUUUUGUUUAAAUGGCAAUGCAGUUAUAUUUACAUAGUGCCUUAUACCAAAACGAUCACAACGCUCUUGAGGUGUGGACGAGCUCUUGCAGUAACUUUCUUCUCUGCUAAGGGUCUCUUCGUGUCUGAGUUUGUGAAGUCAAAUGAUGAGGUCAAGUCUAGACACAUUGUUACUCAUACUGAUGUACCUCAAGUUAUAUACAUCUGACUUUCAAUGUACUCACACAGAUAUUCCAGUAGAGUUUGCUGAUGAUACUGCAUUACUUGGCCUUAUUAAGAAAGAUGAUGACAGCCAUCAUAUGGCUGAAAUUACUUCUUUUAAGUACUGUGAUGACAAUUAUCUCAUACUUAAUAUUAUGAAAACCAAAGAAAUUGUUAUUGACUUUUGUAAAAAUAUAACAAAUAUUGAUAAUGUUGUUAUUAAUUAUAUGUGUUGAAAAAGUGUCUACUUAUAAAUAUCCUGGGGUCGUCUUCGAUGACAAACUCAAAUGGGAAGAUCAGAUUGAUAAAUUGAUGAAAAAACUUAACUCUCGUACGGUAUGUAUUGCCUUCGUAAAAUGAAAGAGUUUAACGUUAGAAGUGAUAUUAGCAUUAGGCCUAUGUUCUAUCAGUGAUUUGCAGUGUCUUGGCUUAUUGUUUAACAUCCUGGGGAGGUAAUGCUUCGAAGAAAGAAAUUGGGAGGAUCGAUCGGUUAACAAAGAAAACCGGAAAAAAUUACUGAUACGUGUCUAGAUGAUCUUGACUCAUGAAGACUUGAAGAGGUUAUUCACAUCCAUACUAGAUGAUGAAACUGACCCACUUCAUGAGAAGUUGAUUAGUUCUAUCAUGCCUAGAAGUGGUAGGAUGCGUUUGCCCAACGUUUGCACAAGUCGUCAUCUUUACUAUUUUGUCCCUAUUGGCAUUAAACACUUUAAUACGAACUAUUGUAGAUACGAUCUAUACUGAGUGUUCGAUAUGAAUGGGAUCUAUACUUAAUAUUCAGUAUAGAUCCUAUGCUUAAUAUUCGGUAUGGAUAUGAUCGAUACUGUAUAUUAAGCGUUGAUAGAAAUGGCAAUAAGAAUUGUAGUAAUAAUAAUAAUAAUAAUAAUAAUAAUAAUAAUGAUAAAAAUAAUAAUAAAAAUAUGCAGCUUUCCAUUACUUAUUUAAGUAAUGUAUACUGUAGUGUUGUAUCAUAUUUUAUUCUGAAUGUAUUUUUAAGGUCUUUCCAUUCUUUUUUGUGUUCGAUUUUUGAUGUUUUAGUAUUUCAACGUUUUUUGUAUCUGAUGUUUUGAAUUAGUGUGAUGUACUUUUUGUAUUUAUAUUUGAAUGUAAUUUUAUAUGCAAGGUUUUAAGUUUUAUCGAGAAAAUAAAUAUUUGGAGAAAAUAAAGUUCGAUUCAGAUUCUGAUUCUGAGCUACCCGGUAAACCGGUACUUCUCGUCUGUCUACGACAGGGGCUGAAUGGAUUAGUACACCGGGGUAAUAACCCCUACUCGUCUCGAAAGAUGCACAGAAUCAAAAUUGUGUACACUGGGUGGGACUACGUUUUAUAGUCCUUAUUAUCU
Messenger RNA from Anneissia japonica, 4993 nucleotides. RefSeq names its product adhesion G-protein coupled receptor G2-like. Gene Ontology annotation, molecular function: G protein-coupled receptor activity. The coding region runs from base 1 to 3216 and encodes 1071 amino acids. The transcript has 17 exons. The record is from RefSeq and is a predicted model, not a curated record. Gene Ontology annotation, biological process: cell surface receptor signaling pathway; G protein-coupled receptor signaling pathway. Gene Ontology annotation, cellular component: membrane. Lineage: Eukaryota; Metazoa; Echinodermata; Crinoidea; Comatulida; Comatulidae.